Molecule: messenger RNA, 1374 nt
Organism: Symbiodinium sp. CCMP2456
Lineage: Eukaryota; Dinophyceae; Suessiales; Symbiodiniaceae
Source: the annotation of a GenBank genome assembly
AUGGAGGGAGCUGACUCCUGCACGUUGUCACCCAUCUGCCCUGGCAAGGUCACAUCCGUGGAGGGUGUCUCUGAAGGCAAGCCCCAGCUGCCGGCAGCCGCUGCAAAGAAUGCGAGGAGUCAAAACAGUCGCGCCCAGCGGCGCCGCACCGCCACGGACUGCGCCACGCAGGAGGACCAGUGUCAUCCCAGGAAGAUCUUCAUAGGUGGUCUCGCGCACAAGACGACAACGCAACACCUCAGGGACUACUUCGUGAAGUACGGCGGGAUUGUGGAUGCCGUUGUUCUGCGCUGGCCUGAUGGGCGCUCCCGUGGCUUUGGCUACGUCACAUUCUCCGAGGUGCAAGGUGCCCAGGCGGCUCUGAAUGAUGCGCACCAGAUUGGGGGCCGACAAGUGGACGUCAAGAGGGCUGUGCCCGGCACGAACAAGCUCUUCGUCGGGGGCUUGCCGCAGAACACUGCUGCAGCUGAACUCCGAGAGCACUUCGAGGCAUUUGGAACCGUGUCUGACGCGGUGGUUAUGAUUGAUCCGGCCACCAACCGCUCCCGUGGCUUUGGCUUCGUUUGCUUCCUGCCGGGCCAGGAGGGUGCCGCUUCUGCGGCCUUUGCUCUGGAGCAGUACGAGCACCAUCGGAUUCGUGGCAAGUGGAUUGAGGUAAAGAGUGCGGCACCUCCACACAAGCUGGCCAAGGAUGGCGCUGCCUCGUCGCCCUCAGCGGCUUCAGAGUCAGGUGGUCCUCCUCAGCUGUGCCUGUCCUCGCCCGCAGCCUCACCAACCGCCAGUCCUUUGGCAGGAAGCCCACAAUCGUCCACGUCUGCUGCCACUCCACAGGUGAUGUCUCUGGCGCAGGCACUGCGCAUGCCCCUUAAGGGCCAGAGCCCUGAGGCCGGGCCACAAGCCCAGGAGCGGCCGGUGGCCUCCCCGCAGCAUCGCAACCGAACGGUGCGCAACCUUGGCCUGCCCUCGAAGUCGCUGGAGCCGCAGAAGGUGAUGCUUCCUGGCGCGGUGGGCAGCCCGCCAGGACUUGGCGCCACAGCUGCAGCCGCGUUGGCCGCCAUGCGUGCCCAACUGGGCUCCCCCCCGGGACUGGAGGUCGAGGCCGAAGCCGAGGAGGGGGAGGCCGAGGAGGCCGACCUCGAAGAGGAGGAAGAGUCUGCAGGAAUGGACGCCACGCCCGUGAUCGCAGAUGCAUCCCCUGAGAGCCGCCUUGCAAUGUCUCCCACGGUCGCUGGCCGUGAGUCGGAUGCGGAGGGCGACGCCCACAAGCUGGGCGAAAGGAACACCGUCGACUUCUGCAACAGCUUCGAGUUGCACAGGAGCUUGGAGCAGCUGAUCCGCCUGCGAGCCGAGACCGCCGAGACCUCAAGCCGCUAA